Nilaparvata lugens (brown planthopper) is the source of this 3306-nucleotide messenger RNA. It is a transcript of the gene Mcm2, whose product is annotated as DNA replication licensing factor Mcm2. Gene Ontology annotation, biological process: DNA replication; double-strand break repair via break-induced replication; mitotic DNA replication initiation. Bases 219 to 2885 code for a protein of 888 amino acids. The transcript is spliced from 15 exons. Gene Ontology annotation, molecular function: single-stranded DNA helicase activity; ATP binding; 3'-5' DNA helicase activity. NCBI's taxonomy places the organism in Eukaryota, Metazoa, Arthropoda, Insecta, Hemiptera, Delphacidae. Gene Ontology annotation, cellular component: MCM complex; nucleus. The record is from RefSeq and is a predicted model, not a curated record.
GUUAUGUUCAAAGAGCAAAAAACUGCAACAAAGCAACAAGCUACUGGAGAACAAGUGGUUUUGUUUCUAAGUUGAUUUCCUCUAUUUUAUUGCUAUAGUUGUAUAAAUUUUUGUUCAAUCACUUCUCAACUGUUAUUGUUUUUUACCAUUGUUAUCGUUUACAAUUGAAGCCUUAGUUUUCUUAAAUUUUGCACCACAGAACAAUAUAAGCUCUCAACAUGUCUAGUUUACCAAGCUCGCCAGCAGCGGGAGGCCGAUCCGAGCGGCAGACUUCGCCCGCCCGUGAGAUGGAGGAGCCUUUCGAGGACGAGAGUGACCUCCUGGGGGAGGGGGAGCCGCUUAGCAUCGGGGCUCCCGAUCAGGAGGAGGAUGAAGGGGACGGAGAGGAUUUGGUUGGUGAUGGGAUGGAAGCGGACUACCGCGCCAUGCCCGCCCUGGAUCGAUACGACAUGGCAGCCCUCGAUGAGGACGAUUACGACGAGAUGUCGCAGGGCGACCGGCGGGCAGCCGAAGAGGCGCUGAAUCGGCGCGACCGCGAGGAGGCGGCGCGACGCGGCGAUCUCGAUCUAAUCUACGAGGAAAGUGAUGACGAUGAAGGACCUCGAAGGAAACGAAGGAUGGCCGAAAAAGCUGCUACUGGAGAUGUGGCUGAUGAAGAGAUGGUGGAAUCCAUAGAGAACCUACACGACACGAAGGGUCACACAGUGAAAGAAUGGGUGACCAUGUUGGGCCCCAAAACUGAGAUUGCCAAUCGCUUCAAGAACUUCCUCCGCAACCACGUCAACUCAAAGGGAGUGUACGUAUACAAGGACAGAAUCAAGCGUAUGUGCGAGAGCAACCACUGCAGUUUCGACGUGGAAUACCCGAUUCUGUCGACCAAGGAGAGCACGCUGGGCUACUUCCUGCCCGAGGCGCCCCUCGAGAUGUUGCAAAUCUUCGACGAGGUGGCCAAGAACCUGGUGAUGGCCACCUAUCCCAGCUACGAGCGGGUCACCACCGAGAUACAUGUCCGCAUAUCGGAGCUGCCGCUUAUCGAGGAUCUAAGGACGUUCAGAAAACUGCAUCUGAACCAACUGGUGCGAACGAACGGUGUGGUGACGGCCACAACAGGAGUGCUGCCUCAGCUGUCAAUAGUGAAGUACGACUGCAACAAGUGCGGCUACGUGAUGGGGCCAUUUGUCCAAUCACAGAACACCGAGGUCAAGCCGGGACACUGUCCCGAGUGUCAGAGUUCGGGACCUUUCAUGAUUAACAUGGAGCAAACGCUGUACCGUAACUACCAGAAAAUCACGCUGCAAGAGUCACCGUCGCGGGUGCCGGCCGGCCGAAUCCCUCGGGCCAAGGACUGCAUCAUGUUGGGUGACCUGUGCGACCGGUGCAAACCCGGCGACGAGAUUGACAUCACCGGUGUAUACACCAACAGCUACGACGGCUCCCUGAACACAGACAACGGGUUCCCGGUGUUCGCGACUGUGAUCCUGGCCAACCACGUGGUGGUGAAGGACAGCAAGCAGAUCGUGGAGUCGCUGACCGACGAUGACGUCAGCACAAUCAUGAAGCUGUCCAAGGACCACCGCAUCGCUGAGCGCAUAUUCAACAGCAUUGCGCCCUCCAUCUACGGCCAUCACAACAUCAAGUGUGCGCUAGCGCUGGCGCUGUUCGGCGGCGAGGCCAAGAAUCCAGGCGAAAAGCACAAAGUACGAGGCGACAUCAACGUGUUGCUGUGCGGAGACCCGGGAACGGCCAAGUCGCAAUUCCUCAAGUUCGCGGAAAAGAUGGCGCCGCGAGCGAUCUUCACGACCGGUCAGGGUGCUUCUGCCGUCGGUCUUACCGCCUAUGUGAAGCGGUCACCCGCCAGCCGUGAGUGGACACUGGAGGCCGGUGCUCUAGUCCUGGCAGACCAGGGUGUCUGUCUCAUCGACGAAUUCGACAAGAUGAACGACCAAGACCGCACCAGUAUCCAUGAGGCAAUGGAGCAGCAGAGCAUUUCGAUAUCGAAGGCCGGUCUGGUGACGUCACUGCAGGCGCGCUGCUCCGUCAUUGCGGCCGCCAAUCCAAUCGGGGGACGCUACGAUCCCGGAAUGACCUUCUCUGAAAACGUGAACCUAUCCGAGCCAAUCAUGUCGCGUUUCGACAUUCUGUGCGUGGUUCGCGACGAGGUGGACCCCGUGCGCGACGAACAGCUGGCGCGCUUCGUGGUGAACUCUCACAUCCGACACCACCCCAAGCCACCGGCCGACAGUGGUGUCCCCGGACACCAGCUGCUGCCGGCCACGCCCCUCGACGACGAGGAUGCCAAAGCCGAUCUGAUACCGCAGGACGUCCUCAAGAAGUACAUCGUCUACUCCAAGCAGAACAUUCGGCCCAAACUGCACAACAUGGACCAGGACAAGGUCGCCAAAAUGUACAGCCAGCUCCGGCAGGAAUCUCUGGCCACAGGCAGUCUGCCAAUCACAGUGCGUCAUAUCGAGAGCAUAAUCAGAAUGGCUGAGGCGCAUGCGCGUAUGCAUCUACGCGCUUAUGUGCAAGAUGUCGAUGUAAACAUGGCUAUCAGGAUGAUGUUAGAAAGCUUCGUGGACACGCAGAAGUACAGCGUGAUGAAGUCGAUGCGUGACACGUUCAGGAAGUACUUGACCUUCAAGAAGGACAGCACGGAGCUGCUCUACUACAUCCUGCGGCAGAUCACCAAUGAGCACGUUGCUUUCAACCGGGGAAAGGGAGUGCGUGACGCAAUGGUCGAGAUACAUGAGAGUGAUUUCCUCGAGAGGGCGAAACAAAUCAACAUCCGCGACGUGAAGCCAUUUUACGAAAGCAAACUGUUCCAAUCUCACCACUACCAAUACGAUUCUAACAGGCGGAUGAUAACACAAGUAAUUAUGGACUGAAUCUGAAAUCUCACGAAAAGGUGAAUGUCCUAAAACAAUUCCAUAUUGUCAAAUAUUUGUAAAAUUCAUUUGAAAAUAUUUUUGUAUUACAUAUCUCAACAAUAUUGUAAUGUUUCAAACCAUGUUUGGAAGCUAUGUGCCUUUCUAAAGCUGCCUUUACACGAAAGUUAAUAACAAAAUGUUGAUAACUCAAUUCUUAUAAAUUCUAUUAGUUUGAACAUAACUUAUCAGACACAUGAUGAACAUAUGUGGUUGUCAAGUUCCAUUCAAAUCAAAUAGAAUCUAUAUGAAUUAAGUUAAUAACUUUGGUGUGAACCCAGCUUAAGUGCCUUUAAUUUUAAAAGUAUAAGUACAAAUAUAGUUGAAACUCUUUAGUUGAAAGUCAUGUUGUUUUUUUUUUAUUCGUAUAGCUUUCAGUAAU